AUGGCUUCAGAAAAGGCUGCUUCUACUGCUAACCAACGUGAGGACUCACUUGCAUUAGUCCUUGAUGAACAGCCUCAACCUCUUGCUGUUGCACCAAUAAUAUCAUCAUACAAUGAGAAGAUUCGUCCUGUUCUUGAUGCCGUCGAAAACCUGAGGCGACUUAACAUUGCUAAAGAGGGAAUACAACUUCCAACAAUUGUUGUUGUUGGUGAUCAAUCCUCUGGAAAGUCCAGUGUACUUGAAUCUCUUGCUGGAAUCAGCUUACCCCGUGGCCAAGGCAUUUGCACCAGGGUCCCUUUGAUCAUGAGGCUCCAAAACCACCCUCUCACAAAGCCAGAACUUAUUUUGGAGUUUAAUGGCGAAACCAUUACAACAGAUGAAGAACAUAUAUCUGAUGAAAUUAACAGUGCCACGGAGAAGCUUGCUGGUCCUGGUAAAGGGAUUUCCAACAAUCCAUUGACUCUGUUGGUGAAGAAGAACGGUGUACCUGAUCUUGCAAUGGUUGAUCUUCCCGGCAUUACUAGGGUGGCUGUUCAUGGACAACCUGAGAACAUUUGUGACCUAGUUAAAGAUAUUAUCAUGGAGUACAUUACUCCUGAUGAAAGCAUCAUCUUGAAUUUUCUUUGUGCCUCUCGAGAUUUCACCACUAAUGAGUCCAUUAAGAUGUCACAGACUGUGGACAGCAAUGGAUUGAGAACACUUGAUGUGGUAACAAAGGCUGACAAGUCCCCUGAAGGCUUGUUAGAGAAGGUGACUGCUGAUGAUGUAAAGAUAGGUCUUGGUUAUGUUUGUGUCAGAAACCGCAUUGGAGAGGAGUCUUAUGAGGAAGUAAAAAAGUCAGAACUAAAGCUGUUUGAGUCUCACCCACUUCUUUCCAAAAAAGACAAAUCUAUUGUGGGUAUUCCUGUUUUGGCAAAAAAGCUUGUUCAGGUUCAAGCAAUGAUCAUAUCUAAAACUUUGCCAGAGAUUGUUAAGAAAAUCAAUGAGAAGCUUGCAAAUAACUUAUCUGAGUUAGAUAAAUUGCCGGCCAACUUAACUUCAGUUGCUGAUGCCAUGUCCGCUUUCAUCCAUAUCAUUGGGUUGUCCAACGAAUACCUUAAAAAAAUUCUUCUAACAGGAGAUUUUGGGGAGUACCCUGAAGAGAAAGACAAGCAUAUGCAUUGCACUGCUCGCUUGGUGGAAAUGCUUGACUCUUGCGCAAGUGAUCUUCACAAUUGCCCUGCAAGUGAUCCUACCAAGGAUUUUCUGAUGGAAGAGAUAAAGGUGCUGGAGGAAGCCAAGUUGAUUGGUCUACCAAACUUUAUGCCGAGAUCUGUUUUUCUUACUAUACUCCAGAGGAAAGUAACUGCGAUUGCACAUAAACCAAUUGAUUUUGUUGAAAAAGUAUGGGACUAUCUAGAAACUGUCGUGAUUUCUGUUCUAAUGCUUCAUUCGGGAAACUAUUAUCAGCUUCAGGUUUCAACAAGAAGAGCAGGGAAGAAAGUUAUUGCUAAGAAGAAGGAAAAUUCAAUCAAACAUGUGCUAGAAGCUAUAGAAAUGGAGAAGCACACGGAUUACACUUGUAAUCCUGAGUACUUGCAGGAAUAUGAUAAGCUGAUAUCCCGUCAAGAUUCUUUUUUGAAUCAAGUAUUGGACACUACUAAAAAUCUGUCAAUAGUAAGGCUUGAAGGUGUCGGGGUAAUUGAUGUUGGUUAUUUGAGGGAUCACCCCAACAUACUAAGUCAAGCCUUUGAUUUGAAGGUGAGAAUGAUAGCUUAUUGGAAGAUUGUGCAGAGGAGGCUGAUUGACUGUAUGGCAUUGCAUUUAAGGAUGAGUAUCAAAGACCUUGUUGACCAUGAGCUGGAAAAGGAGAUUUGCGAUGAUUUCAUGUCUCCAAAGGACGGUGGGAUUGAGAGGCUGUUGGAGGAGUCUCCAUCUAUUUCUGGGAAGAGAGAAAAGCUGAACAGAAGUGUGAAAGUCCUCAGGGAAAGCAAGGAGACUGUGGCAAAUAUCCUGAACAGAAUUGGAAGUUAUGGUGAUAAUUCGUAGUGAUGUUCCCAUGUUCUUGGUGGUGUCCUGGCCUAUAAUCCAGCUAUUCUGUCGUUUUGGAAGUAUUAGCAGUUUGAGGGUCUCCAUUUUUUUUGUUUGGUUUAUGUAUUUUGAAGGUUGU
Lotus japonicus is the source of this 2149-nucleotide messenger RNA. RefSeq names its product dynamin-related protein 4C-like. The transcript has 3 exons. NCBI's taxonomy places the organism in Eukaryota, Viridiplantae, Streptophyta, Magnoliopsida, Fabales, Fabaceae. The record is from RefSeq and is a predicted model, not a curated record. Gene Ontology annotation, molecular function: GTP binding; microtubule binding; GTPase activity. Gene Ontology annotation, cellular component: membrane; cytoplasm; microtubule. Bases 1 to 2028 code for a protein of 675 amino acids.